AUGUGCAACCUGAGCAAGCUCGAGGUUUUUGCUGGUUAUAGUGGAUAUAUCAAAUUGCCUUCCGUCUUGUUUGCCUGCCAAAAACUUGCUGUCUUGAAACUCGAAGGCAGGAUCUUAGUGAAUGUUCUUCCGACGGUCUGUCUCCCAUCCCUCAAAACUCUGCACUUUUAUCACUUGAUGCUGCUCAAAGACGAAUCCAUUCUGAAGAUUUUAUCCAGUUGCCCUCUACUUUCUGACCUCAGACUAGAAUAUCAUAUUAUGUCAAAGUUGCAUUUCGUAAUGCCUUCGUUACAGAAAUUAACCAUCGUGACAAAUAGUGGCACCGAACACUCGCCUAUUCUAUUGGAUGAUUAUAUUCAGAGUUUAGAGAUAAGCACACCUUCUUUGAAGUACUUAAACGUUGAAGAUUUUGGGUCCACGUUCUAUGUGAGGGUUAGAAUCAGAUCUCCAUCGAACUUCGAGGAUACAAGCAUCUACCGUCGGAUUGUACAGUUGAAGCUGAGUAUGUACAGAGGCGUAUUUGAAGAAUUGCUUAUAUAUUUGCUCGAACGUUCUAUAAACUUAUCGGUUCUCAAGAUUAAUUCCGACAUGCGGAGAGCGAAUGUCAAGCCUGGUUUGAUGCUAAUGAUGUGGUACAACCUUGGAUGCGGAUGGGCGUGGAUGGAUGGAUCUGGGAAUGCACAGCUUAUGGGGACAAGGAAUUUCCCUCGGGGUGAAUCUGCUUUUCACUCGGAAGUAGAGGCACUGCGAUGGGCGAUGGAGAAUAUGCUGCAACAUUCGAACUGCCAGAGCUUCGGGACAGAUUGUAAGGAACUGAUAGCAAUGCCGUCUAGUUCUGUUCCUAGAUGUUUGCUUUCGAGUCUUCAAACUCUAAAGUGGAGAGAAUACACAGGGACAUGCGCAGAAAAGGAGAUGGUGAGUUAUCUCCUGAAGCAUGCACUAUGUUUGAAAACGACAAAAAUCUUCGCUGAAUCAAGUGGCUUGUUCGAGAAGCAGCCAAAGAUGGAUGACUUAUUUUCUAUGCCAAGAGGUUCCACAACUUGCAUGCUUGUGUUCGAUUAA
Molecule: messenger RNA, 1062 nt
Organism: Brassica napus (rape)
Lineage: Eukaryota; Viridiplantae; Streptophyta; Magnoliopsida; Brassicales; Brassicaceae
Product: putative F-box/FBD/LRR-repeat protein At3g56780
Exons: 5
Coding region: 1-1062 (353 amino acids)
Source: RefSeq, a predicted model, not a curated record